UAAAACUGGACAGCUGGCCUGCAUAGCAUAUCCUCACUGGGAUGUUUAUAUAUAUGAAAUAUGAGCUGAGAACCGAGGUAAGCAUUCUCUCUGUCCUCCAGAAACUUAAAAACAAGGCCCUGGGAACAUGGAGAGUCAUAGAUUCACAUCAGCACAAAAAAGAAGGGAGCUUAGUGGCCAGUCUCGGGCAGAGCAGGUUAAGAGAAACCGUUUAACUGAUCACGACCUGACAUGUUGAUACUGCAGAAGACAGAGAAAGAGAUGCUGGAAAUUACAAAGAUUUAAUAAAGAUAAAAAAGUGUGAAGUAGGUGGUUUAGUUAAGUGGGGAAAACAGUGUGAAGCAGAGCAAAGAUGAAGAUUCGUGUAAUGCAGAUCUGGGGAUUCCUGUUAGCGAUACUGGGCUGGAUCUUUGUCGCCUGCUCCAUGGCCAUGGAGGGCUGGAAGAUCUCCUCUAUCGGAGGGCAAGGUGGGAGCGCCGUCAUAAAGGUGGGCUGGUACUGGUCCAGUCUGUGGAGGGCCUGCUUCACGGACUCCUCCUCUACAUCCAACUGCUACGACUUCCCCGUGCUGUGGUCUGUGGAAGGUUAUCUUCAGAUCGUGAGGGCUCUGCUCAUGUCUGGGAUGGCUGUUGGAGUGCUGGCCUUCAUCCUGAGUCUCGUGGGAAUGGAAUGCACUUACAUCGGAGGAAAAGACAAAGAGAAGAACCGAUCCAUGUUCACAGGAGGCAUCUGUCACAUAACAAGUGGUAUGCUGGGUGCCUCUGGUUAUGCACUUUAUGCUCAGCAUGUUUCUGCAGAGUAUUUCAACCCCAGAUUUGAUGGACUGGAAUUUGACUUGGGAACUCCCUUGUUCCUUGGAUGGGCCGGAUGUGCUGUUCAGAUCACUGGAGGGAUUUUCUUCCUAGUUUCAGUCUGCAAGAUCUGGUCUCCGACAUACAGCAGUGCACCAGUUCUCAACGUUCCUGUCGUGGAGAGCAAUGCCUUGCGUUCCUCUCACACAAAUGUUUCCAUCAUUUCUGAACUCUCCACAAAAUCCAACGUAUCAGCCGUAUCUGAGCUCUCCUCAAAGUCUGAAACAACAGCUCUGUCAAAUGCGCUAUCAAAGAGCACACAUAUCUCAAGAACUAGACGUCCCUCAAGAUCCAAACGCUCUGAUAAAUCAAGAGGCUCUAUCAAAUCAGACGUGUCACGAUCAGUGAGCUCCUCACGGUCCUCAAGGAUCAGAAGAUCACAUUUAAACAGCAAGAACGCAUCCUCUCCAUCUGGAGCCACUACACAUCACUUUAUCAAGAACUCCUACCUCUGAAACACUGAGCUUGGAUUAUUGAAUAUGGUUAUGGAAAACAAUGAACUCAAUGAAAAUCUCAAUGACCACUUCAGAUCAUGGAUUUAAAUGCACAGAUUUUUGAACUGAAAAUUGAUAAAUGAGAUUGAGCUGCCUGGAAUCAUUUUGUGCAAAAAUGUAAUUCCAAAUGAUUAUUGAUGGAUUCAUUCUUUGAGAAAAGCAUAUUAGAUAUAGACAGCGUAACUGCCUAUGUAUUACUGAAAUUUGGAACAACUGUCAGAUCUAUUUUUCUUCACAAUUUAAAGUGCCCCUAUUAUGGAUUUUUGAAAAUUACAUUUCAUGCAGUGUGUAACAGCUCCAAGUAAAUGAAAACAGCCUGCAACGUUUUAAAUCUGAAAGUGCACCGUGUAUAAAGUUAUUGUCUCUCAAAAGAAAGCGUCGACUCUGAAUCAUUGAAAUGAGUGGUUUUUAAAACUAAUCCUAAAACGUUUCAUGUUGACGUCAACAUGAAACAUUAGCAUAUUGCACGCACACAUGUUGGUCUUUUAGCGUUGGUCUGAAUGAAAAUGCAAAUUCAUUCUUUGUCACUAGGUGCCGCUUUUAGAGUGGUAAAAUAGCAGUUCCCCCGGUAACGCUGUACAUAAAGCAGUACUGCGCUCACAAACAGGCAUGAUGAAAUGAAAAUGAGACCAAUCGGACCAAUCACUGCAGAUUAGCGUCAUGCAAAGGAGGGGUUUGGAAAAAUGAAUCGUUGAGCGAAUCGUUUGGGAGUCAUUGAGCAAAUAAGGUAAAAAAUAAAGGCAUAGUAUAAGACAAUGAAAGUGUUUUUUGAUCUUGCAUGCAUGUCAACCUGUUGUUAGGGACUCCCAAAACCAAAAUAUAAACAUUUCAUUACCCAUAAUAUGGACACUUUAAUUGUAUGUUCAGUGGAAUUGAUGUAGCCUAAUGAAAGAAUGCAAGAUGACAGUAAAACAUUUUAAGACAUCCUUAAAACAUUUGAAAUGUAACACUACAUUUUUUUUUUUGUGGAUUGCGAGUCUAUAUGAACCCGAUAAUAAGAUUUA
Messenger RNA from Onychostoma macrolepis, 2349 nucleotides. RefSeq names its product claudin 10e (gene cldn10e). Gene Ontology annotation, cellular component: plasma membrane; bicellular tight junction. Lineage: Eukaryota; Metazoa; Chordata; Actinopteri; Cypriniformes; Cyprinidae. Gene Ontology annotation, molecular function: structural molecule activity. The coding region runs from base 353 to 1306 and encodes 317 amino acids. The transcript has 5 exons. Gene Ontology annotation, biological process: bicellular tight junction assembly; cell adhesion. The record is from RefSeq and is a predicted model, not a curated record.